Rhodamnia argentea is the source of this 828-nucleotide messenger RNA. Its product is annotated as signal recognition particle 9 kDa protein. The transcript is spliced from 4 exons. Gene Ontology annotation, cellular component: signal recognition particle, endoplasmic reticulum targeting. NCBI's taxonomy places the organism in Eukaryota, Viridiplantae, Streptophyta, Magnoliopsida, Myrtales, Myrtaceae. Gene Ontology annotation, molecular function: 7S RNA binding. The record is from RefSeq and is a predicted model, not a curated record. Gene Ontology annotation, biological process: negative regulation of translational elongation; SRP-dependent cotranslational protein targeting to membrane. Bases 97 to 408 code for a protein of 103 amino acids.
CAAGUUCCCCCAGUAAGUGCGAAACCCCCUUCUUCAAGUUUUGUUGACUCUCGUGCCGCGACGGCGUUGGCCACCGGAACCUUCGCUCUCUCAGCCAUGGUGUACAUAACUUCCUGGGACGAGUUCGUCGAUCGAUCGGUUCAGCUCUUUCGCGCCGACCCGGAAUCUACGCGGUAUUGCAUGAAGUACCGUCACUGCGAUGGGAAGUUGGUCCUCAAGGUCACGGACAAUCGGGAGUGUCUAAAGUUUAAGACGGACCAGGCACAAGAUGCUAAAAAGAUGGAGAAGCUCAACAACAUAUUCUUUACCUUGAUGGCUCGUGGUCCCGAUGCGGAUGUGGCCGAAGCUGCGGGCAAAGAUCAGAUGGAACCACAGGCCACCAAGAAAGGGAGAGGAAGAAAGCAAUAGUUUAUUUGGCUGACAAAUAUCAGUAGGCUUUUUCUCUUUACAGGACUCAUGCAUGACCAAGAUGGAAAUUGUUGAUCCCCAGGAAAGGGGGAAAAGGACCAUGAAUUUGACAUAUCGUUUUCUUUUUACCAUUAGAAUACCCGUUCCGCGAAAAAGAGAAAGAAGUCGAAAAAUGGAAAAAGGACGCCAUUAUUUUUGUCGGCAUUAUUUUCUUUAUUCCCCCUUCAGUAGAGGAAUUUGCGCUGAAAGGGAGUGUUGAUGAUGAUCUUGCUACUUCUGAUUUUGCUGGGUUCGAGAUGGCUGGUCUUGCUUCUCUUGGCUUGAGGUUGGCUUCAUGUCCCUGUAAUUGGAGACCAUCUUUGAAAAGGGUGGGGAGACAAUUAAAUCCAAUUUGCAUGAGAUGUCUCUUUCUUUCCGUGA